Protopolystoma xenopodis is the source of this 1575-nucleotide messenger RNA. Lineage: Eukaryota; Metazoa; Platyhelminthes; Monogenea; Polystomatidea; Polystomatidae. The record is from the annotation of a GenBank genome assembly.
AUGCAAUGCGUCAAGAUGAUGCUUCAGAGCAAGAUCCUUCGUCACUACAAGAUCACAGGAGAGCUGCCCAACACCACCAACGAAUUCGACUCGCAGACCGGCUUCGGACAGACAGUCCAACCUUCAGUCAAUGCGCAGGCCAAGCCGACGUUAGGCACCGGUGGUGGUCGAGCCCGGCCAUCACCGAGUUCUUAUUCGCGACCAACACUCCGCUGUCAUUCUUCCCGGAGUUCGGGCGGUCGAGACUCCCUGCUCCUCUCCGAUAGACAUGCCGACGAGGAGCCUGUCAAUGCAAGUGGUGACGGUUCAUGGACCGAGUCUACCACGGGGGCUGGGGGUGCAAGGUCUCUUCGCAAGAAGUUGGUCGAUGCGAUCUCCAGACGUUCUCCUCUAACCAUUGCUGCUGCAAUCUCACCGGUACCCUCAUCCGGUGGCCCGGCCGGCUUCAAGACGCUUGAUCCUCCUCCAGACUACUUCGCAGACCGGACAAAGCCACAACUGUUCAUUAGUUCAGACGAAUCUGUACCGAAUUUAAAGGUUUCGUCGCCCUUACCUACCGAGUUGUCAUCCAAGGCGUCUUCUGCCGUCUCUUCUUCGCCCUAUAUCACAGCAAUUGCCACCAGUAGUGCCGCCAGCUCCGCUGAAACCAUCACAGCGCUCUUUUGCAACGCUCCAGCAACGGCACCGGUCUUUGGGUUGCACAGGCUCGGGGCAACACGAUCCUUCUCUUCAGACAGCUCCCCACAUCAAGAAACUUCUGCUUUUGAUGCCUCCUCCAGCAAGCUUUCUCCGCCAAUACCACCACCAACACCACCACCACCACCAAUUGUCACGGCGAAACAUACAAUGAUCCAUUUUCAACCAGACACGCGUGCUCCUAACCAAGCCUUCAUGCCAACUACGUCAGGCCUGUCUGUUGAAGUGUGCGGCCAGGGAAGAUUUGAGGAAGUGACGAAGACUGAGUCCUCGAAGGCCGUGCGAUUCUGCCAGACCCCGAAACCUCUUGUCUGCCUGCAGGAGGCGGCCGGCCCAUAUGCCUCUUCAGCAUCUUCGCCAAUGCAGACAAGCAGUCCAGAUUGCCUCGGUCGACACGCCCGCACUGCUCUGAUUCCUUCCACGGACCCCAUCCUGCAACCCUCCACACCCCACUUGCCUUCUCUCGCCCGUUUGGCUUCCCUUCAUCCUCCUGCCACUUGCCCUGUCUCUUCCUCCUCCUCGUCACUAAGCUCCACAACUGUAAAUCCAACUUCGUAUCCAGCCUCCACUUCAUCUGGACCUCCCAACCCUGUUGUGAUGGCCGCCAAUAUGUCAGGACCAGGAACAGUGAUGCCUUUGUCUGUUCGGACCAUAUCCGAGUUCACCAUCAAGGCUCCUCCAAAGAAGCGGCUCAAACUGAUGCACUUGUGCUCCAGCUUCUCUCCCUCUCUCGCUAUGUCCGCGGUUAUGUCCACGUCUCAAGAACCGAACUCUCCUAUCUCCUUCGAAGCAGGUGGGUGCCUAUUUUACCAAACGUUCACUAGGUAUACUGUCAGGUUGACAAUACGAUCCUUGUCAGCCCAUGUCACUCAAAAGUAA